Molecule: messenger RNA, 1577 nt
Organism: Triticum aestivum (bread wheat)
Lineage: Eukaryota; Viridiplantae; Streptophyta; Magnoliopsida; Poales; Poaceae
Exons: 8
Coding region: 322-1416 (364 amino acids)
Biological process (GO): DNA-templated transcription
Cellular component (GO): nucleus
Source: RefSeq, a predicted model, not a curated record
CCUUCCACCCUUCGACCCUGUCCCUUGGCCGGCGGCGCCGCCACAUAAUCCAGUCGGCCCACGCCGCCCCACAAUCCUUCCGACCCGCGACCCUCUCCCUUGGCCGCCGUCGCCGCCCCACAAUCUUGCCACCCCGUGCCGCCCCAUAAUCCUUCCGGCCUGCAACCCUCUUCCUUGGCCACCUCCACCCCACAAUCCUUCCGGCCUGCGACCCUCUCUCUUGGCCGCCGCCAUCGCCCCACAAUCCUGCCGGCCCGCGACAUCGAAAACCUUGGGUUCCUUCUCAUUGGUUGGCGGUCUAGUAACUUCUACUUCGGCAUCAUGGGCCAUGAUGAUGAUAUGAACUUAGUCGUUGGUCGCAUAUCUCCGUCGGCCCGUACAAGUAUAUGGGAUGGUGUGAUCCAACUUAAGAGCAUCGCGGUGUUUGUGCUCGCUUUCUUUAGAAGCGGGAAAAAAAUUCAAGAUAUGGUCUGGCCGAAAACCAUAGAAAUCGAAAGAAGAGUGAAAUGGGGGGAUUUUAAAGAAUUCCUCAAGGAUCUUCGCUACUCUCAAAACCGGUCGAUAAUGGUAAUUUCCCUGUGCUUGAAUGCCGAGUCUUCGAAAAAUGGCUUAGGGGGAAUGAAGGAGGUUGCAAAGAUGUUAAAAUUGAACAAAAGAAUUGGUUUAGCAACAAUAGAAGAUGAUACAUGUAUUUAUGUAUGUCCUGGGCAGAAGGAGAUAAUAACAGUCCUUAAGAAAUAUGGUUUCUGGAAAGGCACGUCAACAGUCCAUACAAACCAAGACUCUUUAAUUGGUUUUGUUGUACGGGACCGAAGAUCACCGGUAAACACAAGCAAGGGAGAGAUAAGCAUUGACAAAAUAAAAGAAAUUGGGGUUACUCAUGUGGAAGCACAACAAGUGAUAUAUGAUCAACGAUCAUACCCUGUUCACCCUCUUCAUGUUCCAGUAGAUGACGGCAUAUAUUUUCGGCGUCCUGCUCUGGUAUUAGCAGAGCAAGGCGCAUAUCGUCCAUAUCCUCCUCCUGGACUACUAAGUCAUGACUUUCAUUCUCCGCAUCCUCCUCCUGGACUAUCAGGUCAAGGGUUACAUCCUCGACAUCCUCCUCAUGCCCCAGAAUGUCAAGGCGUGCUUCACUCGCAUGCUCCUUGCGCAAGAGACCAAGGUUUCAUUUCCCAUCGUCCUCCCAAUUUUGCACCAGGAUAUUUGAGGCCCUCAACUGGUCAUGGAAACAACAAGGGUUCACUACACUUGAGACCACCUAGUGGUUCUGCUUCUGGUCGUGUGUGGCCUCCCAUGUCGCACCCAAGGUCCGGGAACGAUCUUUAUGGUUUUGAAAGAUCGAAAGGUUUCUCUCGCUCUAGCUCCACAUAUUACUCUAGAUACGACAAUGGCUCAGGUAGCUGGCCUCGCAAGUAAAGUCAAUGAUGAAAGCGUAGCCUUGUCCCAAACAACAUUCUGAAUGAUUUAUCUUAGAUUGGUGUAUUCAGAAGUACAAGCCAGACACCAAGACAUGGAUUCUUGUUUCCUUUUCUUUUUGGACCAGUUACUCCCAAUAUCUGCAGAACUGAAUUCUUGAU